AUGCCUUUUGGAUUGUGCAAUGCUCCAGCUACAUUCCAAAGGUGUAUGAUGUCCAUAUUCACAGAUCUCAUAGAAGAGAUUAUGGAGGUUUUCAUGGAUGAUUUCUCAGUAUAUGGUUCUUCCUUUGAAUCAUGUUUGGGGAAUCUUGGAAGAGUGCUACAGAGAUGUGAAGACAAGCACCUAGUUCUAAAUUGGGAGAAGUGCCACUUUAUGGUUAGAGAUGGAAUAGUGCUUGGACAUAGAAUCUCAGAGAGAGGCAUAGAAGUUGACAAGGCCAAGAUUGAAGUAAUGACAAACCUUCAGCCGCCCAAGACAGUCAAAGAUAUCAGAAGCUUCCUAGGACAUGCUGGGUUCUACAGGAGGUUCAUUAAAGAUUUCUCACAGAUAGCAAGGCCGCUAACACGCCUAUUAUGCAAGGAUAUUAACUUUGAGUUCACAGAGGAGUGUCACAAGGCUUUCACUAAGAUCAAAGAGGCAUUGGUCAGUGCGCCAGUGGUUCAACCUCCAAACUGGGAACUACCUUUUGAGAUAAUGUGUGAUGCAAUUUAUGCAGCUGAAGCUAGCAAUAAGCAUGGACAACUAGGCCAUCACAGGCCAGGAACAAAGAUCUCAUCAUCAAACACACCAUGGUUUCGCCACAUAGCAAACUUCCUUGCAGCUGAAUACCCACCACCAAACUUCUUUGGCUACAGAAAGAAGAAGUUUCUGCGUGAUGUAAGAAGGUACUACUGGGAUGAACCUUACUUAUACAAGAAAUGUUCAGAUGGAAUGUUUAGAAGAUGCAUACCAGAGGAAGAGGUAGAAGGAAUAUUGUUUGCUUGUCAUAGUUCUAGCUAUGCAGGGCACUUUGCCACUUACAAGACAGUAUCCAAGGUCCUACAAGCUGGAUUUUGGUGGCCAACUAUGUUUAAGGAUGCUCAUGCAUUCAUAUCAAGAUGUGAUGCUUGCCAAAGAAUGGGAAAUAUAAGCAAGAGGAAUGAGAUGCCACAGAACUUUAUACUAGAAGUUGAAGUUUUUGAUGUUUGGGGCAUUGACUUUAUGGGACCUUCCCAACCUCUUUUGAAUCUUUGCCAACCUUUUGAAGAAGCAUGGAGUCACUCACAAAGUUGCCUCUCCUUACCACCCCAAACUAGUGGACAAGUUGAGAUCUCAAACAGAGAACUCAAGAGCAUACUUCAGAAGACAACAGGCAAGACAAGAAAGGAUUGGAGUGCCAAACUAGAUGAUGCUCUAUGGGCAUACCGCACUGCCUUCAAAACACCACUUGGUACCACCCCCUUUCAUCUUGUUUAUGGUAAAGCAUGUCAUUUACCUGUGGAGCUGGAGUACAAAGCAGCUUGGGCUAUUAAGGAGUUGAACUUCAACCUAAAGACAGCAGGAGAAAGAAGAUUGAUUCAGCUGAAUGAGCUUGAUGAGAUUAGGCAUCUGGCUUAUGAGAAUUCAAAGAUCUAUAAGGAGAGAACCAAAGCUUUCCAUGACCGCAAGAUCAUCCCAAAGAACUUUGCGCCAAACGACCAAGUUCUACUAUUCAACUCAAGGUUGAAACUCUUUCCAGGAAAGCUUCGCUCAAGAUGGUCAGGACCAUUCAGGAUUAAAGAAGUUCGCCCCUAUGGAGCAGUGGUACUAUGGGACCCAAUGGGAGGAGACUUUACAGUCAAUGGACAAAGGUUAAAACCUUACCUAGCCUCCACCACCAUACCACAGGAGACCACACUAGCUCUUGGCGAUCCACCAGAUCCUUAA
This is a messenger RNA of Microthlaspi erraticum, 1743 nucleotides long. The record is from the annotation of a GenBank genome assembly. Lineage: Eukaryota; Viridiplantae; Streptophyta; Magnoliopsida; Brassicales; Brassicaceae.